Molecule: messenger RNA, 1831 nt
Organism: Salvia hispanica
Lineage: Eukaryota; Viridiplantae; Streptophyta; Magnoliopsida; Lamiales; Lamiaceae
Source: RefSeq, a predicted model, not a curated record
UGCAUAUUGUAUAUUCGUAUACACCUCUGACUCUUCCCUUUUCAAACCCAAUUACGGUUGUUUGACAUUCGCCAAAGCGUUCACAUCCUCCCACGCAUUUCGUCAAACACCUUGACUAUAUACCCACGCCACACCCCAUCCAUCCAUCCUUCACACCACAACAUGAUCGAAAACAAGCUCCUCCACCACCGCAAGCGCCGCAAGACCGCCGCCGCCGACCAAAUGAAGACCAAAGGCCUCAGCGACAUCAUCACCUCCCUCAUCCUAUUCGACGAUCAGGAAAAGCACGAGGUAGACGAAUUGCAAGAAGAAAAGCUCCAAUUCGAGCAGAAUCACGCCAAAAAGCGCCGCGCCAUGGCCGAUUACUACUCCGAUCUGCAGUCUUCGCACGAGGACUCUACCCAGAUCGAAGCCGCCAGGCGCAGGAAGGCUAAGGCGGCGACAGCAUCUGCCGCCGCCUUAGCCAGUGCUGCUGCUGCAGAGCAGCAGCAGCACGAUGCUUCAGCAGAAAAAGCAACCGCACCGGGCCCACAGCGAAGGCUGUGGGUGAAAAACCGAUCCAAGGAUUGGUGGGAUCAAUGCAGCAGCCCUGAUUUCCCCGAUUCCGAGUUCAAGAAGGCUUUCCGGAUGGGGAAGAAGACUUUCGAUUUAAUCUGCAGUGAGCUGAGCUCCGUCGUUGCUAAGGAGAACACCAUGCUCCGCGACGCGGUGCCUGUGAGGCAGCGCGUCGCGGUCUGCAUAUGGAGGCUCGCCACGGGCGAGCCCCUCCGCCUGGUGUCGAAGAAAUUCGGCCUCGGGAUCUCCACCUGCCACAAGCUGGUGCUGGAGGUCUGCGCCGCGAUCCGCAAUGUCCUAAUGCCGAAGUACCUCCGGUGGCCGGAGGAGGCCGAUUUAGUGAAAAUGAAACAGGAAUUCGAAUCCAUCUCCGCCAUCCCCAACGUGGUGGGGGCGAUGUACACGACGCACAUCCCGAUCAUCGCCCCCAAAAUCAGCGUGGCGGCCUAUUUCAACAGGCGCCACACGGAGCGGAACCAGAAGACUUCGUAUUCCAUCACCGUUCAAGGAGUGGUCGAUCACAGAGGCGUCUUCAGCGACGUCUGCAUCGGUUAUCCCGGCUCAAUGGCGGAUGAUCAGGUUUUAGAAAAAUCGACUCUGUUUCAGCGAGCGAACGCGGGGUUUUAUCAGGGGUCGUGGAUCGUGGGCGGGGCCGGGUACCCGCUGACAGACUGGGUGCUGGCGCCGUACACGCAGCAGAAUCUGACGUGGACGCAGCACGCGUUCAACGAGAAGAUAGGGGAGGUUAGUGGGGUGGCGAGGGGGGCGUUCGCGCGGCUCAAGGGGCGGUGGGGGUGCCUGCAGAAGAGGACGGAGGUGAAGCUGCAGGACUUGCCGGUGGUGCUGGGGGCGUGCUGCGUGCUGCAUAAUAUAUGCGAGAUGAGGGGGGACAGUUUGGAUCCCGAGCUUGAGUUCGAGCUCGUGGAUGAUGAGAUGGUGCCGGAGAUUGGAAUUAGGUCGGCUGCCGCGAUGAAGGCAAGGGACGCCAUCGCGCAUAAUUUAUUGCAUCAUAACCACGCUGGCACGUCCUUUCUAUCCUAGAAACUAGUACGUUGUUACGAACCAAACAGGAUAACUCAUUCCUAUUUGGUUUAUAUAUCUCGCAUCACUUGUUUCUUAGAAACAAGUGAUGUGGGAUAUUGAGUCACACACAUUGUUUCAUUUGUAGGGAUACACAAAAACACAUAGGAAAGAAUGUAACUUGUUUUUACUGUUAGUUGUUUAGGGAUCUUAUUGUUUCAUUCCAUUAUUAUAUCAAGUUCUUGUUUGCAUAGUA